Messenger RNA from Sinocyclocheilus anshuiensis, 1760 nucleotides. RefSeq names its product LIM domain-binding protein 2-like. The record is from RefSeq and is a predicted model, not a curated record. Lineage: Eukaryota; Metazoa; Chordata; Actinopteri; Cypriniformes; Cyprinidae. Bases 152 to 1294 code for a protein of 380 amino acids. The transcript is spliced from 9 exons.
UCCUCUCCUCUCCUCUCCUCUCACAGCAGAGCGCGCGUGUGAUUUGACAGUCGCAUCUCUCCGCGCGCGCGUGUGUGUGUAUGUUUACGAUCGUCGUGCUCCACGUGCUGCGUGUGGAUGCGCUCCUCGCGCGCUGUCGGUAACAGAAACCAUGACUGGCGCGCCGCGCGACCCCUUCUACUCAUCUCCGUUCGGUCCGUUUUACCGGAGACACGCGCCCUACCCGGUGCAGCCGGAGUUCCGGAUGCACGAGCUCAACAAACGGCUCCAGUCCCGGCCUGAGGACUGUGAUAUUCUGUGGUGGGAUGCAUUCUGCACUGAGUUCUUUGAAGAAGACGCCACACUGACUCUCUCAUUCUGCCUGGAGGAGGGGCCAAAGACAUACACCAUCGGGCGCACCCUGAUCCCUCGUUACUUCAGUUCUCUGUUCGAAGGAGGAGUCUAUGAGUUGUUUUUCGAGCUGAAACAAACAAAGGAGUCAUUCAACAACUCAACUAUUACUGUCGACUCUCAUCACUGUACUAUGACAACACAACACGGCAAACCUACGUUCACUAAGGUGUGUACAGAAGGCCGUCUAAUUCUUGUGUUCACCUUUGAUGACCUCAUGAGAAUCAAAACAUGGCACUUCACUAUCACACACUACAGUGAACUCAUUCCUCGCAGUGUCUUGGCUGUAAAUGCACAAGACCCUGGAGCUCUGGAACAACUGUCCAAAAACAUCAGUCGAGUGGGACUUACCAACCUCACACUGAACUACCUCAGAUUGUGUGUGAUUCUAGAGCCCAUGCAGGAGCUCAUGUCUAGGCAUAAGACAUAUGGACUGAGUCCCAGAGACUGCCAAUAUAUAGAUAGACAGACAGACAGACACACACACACACCAGUUGGACCCCCGCCCAACUUCAAGACAGAAAUAUUUCCCUCUAAUUCCAAAAAAUCAGAGCCAGCUAAACCAGCAACAAAGAGACGAAGGAAAAGGAACUCAGCUGGUACCAAUAGCAGCACAGGAAACAGCAAGAAGCGCAGCCCAGCCAAUAACUUCAGCCUUCCCUCACAGGAUGUGAUGGUGGUAGGAGAGCCCUCUCUAAUGGGAGGGGAGUUGGGUGACGUGGACGAGCGUUUGAUCACACGCCUAGAGAACGAACAAUACGACCCCGUCAACGGUCUCCAUGAUGACGGUCUCCAUGACUACACCGACUCACCGACACUUGGAAAUGGCAGCUCCUGGAACGGCCAGCACCCUAGCAACCAGGACAGUAAGCCUGAUACCAUGGCAAUGCAGCAGUUGGAGUAAUGUUAUCUGACAGUGGGUAGCUAUGGCAACGGUGCUGUCAAGGGAUGGGGGUAUUUUCAUCUAUAGAGGAGAAAUUGCUGGAGAGAGGUGUGUGUGCAUGCUUGCGUUUAUGUUGGUGUGACACGGUAUUCCAUACUUGAGACAUACAGCUUCAACCAUUUAGUUUAAGUAUUCCAAAAAAAGAAAAAAGAAAAAAACAACAACUGCAAGCCUUGUAAAUAUACAGAUCUAUCAGUUCAUUUCAUAUCAGCAUUUUUCAGCCUUUUUUAAAGCUCAGUGAAUGUCUCGGCUUUAAUCUGUACCGUACUGUUUGGUUUCGCUACAACAACUUAAUGAAAAAAGUCCCAUUGUGAGCAUAAAUGCAGAUAUCUUUAUUGUUCUAAAGUUUAAUGCAUAUUGUAAAACACAUGCAGAUCUGUGCUGUUAGUUGUGUAUUUUAUGUAUGGUUUUCAAUCAUUUGCAUUAA